Molecule: messenger RNA, 1266 nt
Organism: Poecilia reticulata (guppy)
Lineage: Eukaryota; Metazoa; Chordata; Actinopteri; Cyprinodontiformes; Poeciliidae
Product: odorant receptor 131-2-like
Biological process (GO): G protein-coupled receptor signaling pathway; detection of chemical stimulus involved in sensory perception of smell
Cellular component (GO): membrane
Molecular function (GO): olfactory receptor activity; G protein-coupled receptor activity; odorant binding
Source: RefSeq, a predicted model, not a curated record
UAGUGGCUGGGUACCUACAUAGGUGAAUUCAUUCUAGAAUUGCACUGCAGAGGGUAGAAGCAAGUUGGAGCAACUCUUUGGGAUUGAUAAAGUCAUUUUCAAGUUUUGAAUUUCAAUUGAAGGUUUCUUCAAAUGAAGGGGUUUUUGGAAAAUAAACAGAUAUGUUUUGUUUAAACAAAAUCUGAUAGCCUACGUUUUUCAGCAAAUGUGACAUGAAUAUAUUUGCCUCAAUUUUACAGAUGUCUUUUGUCUCUCAGCCUCGGUCUAACACUUCUGUUGAAUUAAAUGAUGUUGGAUUACUGGAAAGAGUGAUCACCUUCACUCUAUGCACAAUCCCAUCCUGUGUGUUUCUCUUCAUCAAUGGAACCAUUUUGUUCACUCUGAGGAGUAAAUCUGUUUUACGUGACACCUGUAGGUAUAUUCUCCUGUCUAACCUCCUUCUAGUAGAUACUGCACAGUUAGUAAUAUCUCAGGUACUGUUUCUACUUUCUAUUAGUAGAAUUACACUAACAUAUCCUGUUUGUGGCAUGCUAACUGUUUUUGCCAAUAUCACAAAUGUAAUCUCUCCUCUAACGCUGAUGUUGAUGUCUCUGGAGCGGUGUGCAGCUGUGUGUCUCCCUUUGAGACAUGCUAUGAUUGUCACCAUCAGAAACACGAGACUGGCAAUUAUUGCAGUUUGGAUWUCCAGUUCAUUACAUAAUAUAUUUCGUGUUAUUUUGAUGUUAGAUUUUCCUUUUAAAGACCUAGAUAGUCUACAAAUGCCAAAUUUAUGCAAUGAAUUCAAUAUGCUGCUUGGAUCCAGGUCAAAAGUUUAUGAUAAUGCUUUCACUGGGUUUCUGUUUGCUUCAGCAGCCACUGUAAUAAUUUCUUCCUAUAUUGGUGUAAUAAUGGCAGCCAGGUCAGCAUCUACAGGAAAAGCUUCAGCCCAGACGGCUCGUAAUACAUUGAUGCUACAUUUCUUGCAGCUAUGCCUCAGUUUGUCCUCAACUAUUUACAACACAUUGCUUGUGGCGCUUUUGAAAAUUAUUCAAAGUGUUGGGUUUAUACGAUUAAAUAAAUUUCUUUAUGUUUUAAUUAUUUUAUUUCCMAGAUGCUUGAGUUCUUUAAUUUAUGGCCUCAGAGACCAUACUAUCAGACCUAUUCUUCUGGGCCAUUUAGGUUGUCAACGAAAACUCAAAACUGUUCCAGACAGUAGCUGAAAAGUUCAGCUUCAGUUAAGGUCUUCAUAUGUGUGAAAGAAAGAUGGUUACACAGUCAAUGUAUUUA